Molecule: messenger RNA, 5854 nt
Organism: Sycon ciliatum
Lineage: Eukaryota; Metazoa; Porifera; Calcarea; Leucosolenida; Sycettidae
Exons: 3
Coding region: 377-4504 (1375 amino acids)
Source: RefSeq, a predicted model, not a curated record
GAUUCAAAAUAUCGCUCUCUAUCCGUGUUUUUUAUUUUCCAGAAUCAGUGGACUUCGAACUUUUUGAGCCGAUUCUUGAGAUUUUCUGGUUUAUAGUCAUUACGAGGUCAAUUCAAUUGUGCCAUAUAAGUCCCUUUGUCGUUCGAGUUCAGACCUGAUACGCCGUCUAUCGCCGUAUAAGGUACAAUUCUACCCUCAGUUUUGAAGGCUUGCACGCGCGGUGUUCUUGACCCGUGUAAACGUCACGUCUUCCUCGACUGUCGAAUCUACAGCAUUUCGGCACACGGAAGUUUAGUGGAGUGCCAUCUGGUAUUCCAGGCACGCGUAGUAACACACACUGCAUCAUCAUCAACAGUGAGUAUUCUUCUUUUAGCAUAUGUUCACUCGUUGGUGUCCAAGACCGAAUAACACCACACCGACCCAUUUUCCAACGUCUGUUUUUUCUCUAUUUAUAUCAAUAUGUAGGACACUUGCAAACUGCACUCACAGAGUCACUAUAAACACCAUGAGUACCGGGCAGACUCAGAAAUGCACGCCCAGCCAGUAUCGACGGCAUUGUGGACAAUGCAAAGCAGUCAUGGACAAACAAGUACAACGGAAAUGUCCACACUAUAGCGCCGUCUCAGCAAACCUGCGCGCAAAGGGCAUAUUAAUAACGGAAAGUGACGUAUUUUGUACAAAGUGCUACAAGGCACAAUUGGAAAUGGUAAAGAUUGAUGGCAGUGCAAGCACUGACCACAAAAUCAAAUCACUGAUCACACGUCAUGCGCAGAUGCCGGAUAAUCCUCUGGCCAACACAAUCGUGCUAGCAGGAAAGGCCCUGCUAGAUGCAAGUGCAGUGCUGCUUGUAACACUACAUGAGCACUAUCAGCAUGUGGCGACAGAGCCUCGAACCGCCAAGUGGCUCCUUGCCGAGCUAACAGCAGUACUGGGACAUCACAUGAAUGUUGUGCACCCUAGCGUAAAGAAGAGAGGCAUUCUCCUUAUGCGGAAAGGCUGCAAUACACAAGAGGUGCUGCAUGAUGUUCUCGCUCAACAGCGUCAAGCUGCAUUGGCAGCGGAUGCCAUGGAACUUGAUCCGGUACCUGAACAACACACAAGAAUCGCACAAGACGGGGCAGUGUUAACCACAGCAGAAAUAAUGCACAGAAUUAUACAACGACAAGGAAAAGAAUUCACAGGAAAGGAGUUUGAAAGCGAUACCGCUCUUUACAAAUUAAAUUUUUCCAAUGUUAUCCAGACCACUCACCCAACUCUAUGGAAGUGGAUUUGGGUAUCACUAUAUGGAACAAGUGAAGAACCACCCGCAGCAAUGCCACAAACGAGGUAUAAUCAGACAAAAUGCAUGCGUGCAAUUCAGGUGCUGUCCGCCAUCUUGCAUGCUGCAACACCCCAGUGCGUCUACCCGCUGCAGCUUGCAGUCGCAGAUGUUGUGGAGACCUACAGUCACUCCACUACGCUGCUUAGAAUGCUGGCAAGGCUGGGCAUUACCGCCAGCAGGGACACAUUCAGCAGGUAUAAAAUGCACGUCGUAGAUGAACGACAGAGGAAUGGGAUCCAAGCUGAGAUGCAGCUAGGCAGCAUCAGCUUCGUGUCUAUCGAUAACAUCGAUAAAGACAUGCCGUGGAAGCGGAUGUAUUGCCAUGAUCAAAAAAGGGGGUUUCAUGGCACAUCUGUGCAACAUGUAAACCCCCAGCCCUCCACCAACAAGGAGGGCCAGGCCGAAGGACCACAGCAGACGGUACUGCCAUUUGAAUGUUAUGACGGUGCGAGCAAGCAACAUGAUGCUCCGAGUGCUAAGCGGCGGCGCACCCAAAAAGAGAGCACCACCAACCCAGAGCCAGCAAUACCCGCUAUUGUUGUGUCGAGUGCAGUUUGCGAUGUAGGUGACGGUGAGGAUGCACCAGUCGCAAACUGCAACUCACACAUGUUGGCCAACAACCCUGAGCACGAAGAAGGAAAUAAAGAUGCCACCGCGGAUGCUCACAAAUGGUACAGCCACACCGUUUUGAGCAUCCGCAAUUUUACAUUGACAGACGAAGAUGACAAGUGCAUCAAAAAUGUACAGCAGCAGGCGUUCACCCACCUGAUCUCAACCAGCGGCAGUUCUGGCUUGAAAGGGUUCUUUCAGGAGCAAGGUGGAGAAAUCCCUGAAACAGCAAAUGUUGUGUACUUGGGUAUCCUGGACAAACCGGCAGACAAUAAAGACACAGUAAAAUCAAUCCUUGAUGAUUUGUACAGAACGUACGACAUUGGAAAGAGUCUAAUGCAUUUGCUUGUUGUGGGUGACGGCAAAACGUACGACAUCCUCCUCAAACUUCAAGAAGAAUACGGGCAAAGUCUAUCAUGGGUAGUGCCAUUUCCAGGUGAUUGGCACACCUUGAAAGCGAUUCAGCCUAUUCUUAUGAAAGUUUAUUGGGACGCAGGUCUGCAGUCUAUGGCCAAGGCAAUGGGCGCGAAAGGCGAGGGUCUUAGUGCAAUGGAACGGUGUAGCACUUUCAGAAAGACACAUGAAUUCAUACUGCUUGCACACGAAGCGAUUGGUCGCAGCAUGUUGGCAGAAUACAACAACAUCCAUUCCAAAACACCUACAAUGGAGGAGCUGGAAGAGUUUGCAAACCAGCAAGAUGAUGAUCUGUGGUCAUUUUGGCGUAGGUUUUAUUUCCGUGAUGCAAUUGCUUACAUUUCGUUGUGGUCUGCAAUUCGUGGUCGUGAUUGGUCUUGCAGAAUUGCAGCCAUAAAGAUGGCUGCACCGCUAUUCCAUGCAUUGGACAGGACUACAUACCUACGACUUGUUCCUCGGCACUUAGCUCACCUGCAGUCAAUGCCACCGUCCAUCCUGAGAAGUUUGCAGAGUGGCUGUUUCUCCGUUAGUCUCAAUGGAACUUACUUCAAUUCGGUUGCAUUGGAUGAGGCCCACGAGAUGAAGAUCAACAAGGACAUGAAAAUGUCCAUGGUACACCCUGAAGCCGCAUCGAUUGAUCGACUUACGUACUAUCUACCUCACAGAGCGGCACUGUUGAGAGCGUUCCAAGAACAAGUUCUGCCAACCACUGAUGAGCACUGUGAUGAUGAAGGCAAGGGCAAAAAAACACAAGAGACCAAACAAGGAAAGGAAAGAAGCGAAAAUGUUGCGAGCAUUUUACGUUUGAUACAGACCAGCAAUCUGUUCAAAACCGGCGUCACCAGGAAACUACAGAAUUUGUUCACCGGGAGAAUGGCAACAGAUGCCGAGCGUGGAGACAUGCUGGGUUUCUAUGGCAUUGGGCUGCAAGAGCUCAUAGCAUAUGCCACCAGCAGGUUGUUGAAAGUACCAACAUGUCUCCCGCCACGUCGACAGCAGCAUCUGAAGACAUUCGCUCCAGCGACGAAGCGCAAGAAGACUGUUAACCAGAAAGAGAAGGACCACAAGCUGGUUACUACUUGUCUGAAAAGAAGGUUAAUGUGGAAUCAAACUAACCAAACAACUGAAUCAUUAGCACAGCAGUUGAUCACCAUGCCACGAGCACUAACCAGUGACGGCCUAAAGCCCAGGACAGGCAUGAAGAGCACAGCAUCGAAACAAUUGGAGGAUCGAUACAAGGAUGUAUUCGUAAACAGUUUGCCACCAACAUUCGCAACUGCCAACACUGCUGUCAUCUAUGAUGCUAUGUUCUUGAUCAACUCUUCGCCUCUUGCUUGUCACAACACCUUUGCCGACUAUGGGAAGUUCAUCAUUCAGCGCUGGACAAGUCAUUGGUACGAGCGAGGAGUCGGAAGCGUUCAUUUCGUUUUCGACAAUGCAACAACGCUAGCGACAAGCCCAAAGGCAAUUCUCCGUAUAUCCAGGGACAUGGCAUCUGCAGGAGACGACACACAGCACGAACACAUACCAGUUACGGAAAAUGGAACCCUUCCGAAAGCUUGGCGCAAGUUUCUCGGUUGUCGGCAGUGCAAGCAGGCUUUGUGCGCUUUCGUUUCCCAGUACGGUUUAGGUAAUGCUCAAGCAUUUAUGACCCGACCAAACCAAUGUUUCAUCACAGCAGGAGCUUUGGGUAACGGAAUGAAUGACAUGGCUGUGGCAGCAGUCAAUGGCAACACAACCUGUUUUCUCGUGCAGGACCUACAAUCAAAUGCUGAGGAAGCAGACAACAGGGUGUGGCUACAUGCUUCAAAGUUUGAAACGGUCUUGGUUUACAGCCCAGACACUGAUGUUUACCACAUUGGAAUGGCCAUUGUCAAUGGACGUGUCGAGCGGUCGGUGUUUGUACAACUGGACAUGCCGGGGUCUGCACAGCACCGCUACUUGAAUGUGACAAAAUUGGUGAAUAAUAUCCGCAAUGACCCUGAUCUGUCACAGGUAGCAGAGAAUGUCCGGGUUAAUGCUCUUCAGGCCCUAUUCGUCUGCAGUGGCUGUGACUUUGUGUCUUUCUUUGCUGGGUUUGGGAAAUGUUCCUUCUACAAAUCCUUCUUCCAAUUUGCUACCUUUAUCACGGGUAAGAGCAUCGCAUUUGCAAAGUCAUGAAGUCUAUUGUGUGAGCGUGUGCACGAAUGUAAGUUAUGCGUGUUCCGUGUGUGGUUGUGUGUAUGAGUAUGUACAUAAGAACAUGUCCUUCGUUACAAAUUCCACGCAGAGUGGGUAACUGAAUAUUAUAAUUGUUUUUGACGAUGACUACACGAUGACAGCAUUGACCUGUGUGUUUGCCAACAUAAGCUGCCUUUUCCAAAAUGGUUUGAGCUACUUUUUGUACUGUCUAUAUUUGCUUAUUAUUUUAUAAUUAAUGUGUUCAGGAGGUAAAGAAACGGGAACAUUGACGGCGGAGGAUGACUCCAGCUUCAUGGCCUUCCUGCGGAUGGUUGGUACACUGUACUACCAGAAGCACAAGGCAGCCUUCGACGCCAAUGGCCCAUACGACCUUUUCAAGCAGCUGCCGAGGGAGAAUGCCGAGGAGCAGCACGAAGCCUGGCUGAACGCCAUCAGGGAUGCUGCUUGGCAACGUACCGAUGCUGAGGAUGAUUGCCUGCCGUCCACCUCUGCUCUUGCCCUGCACUGGAAACGGAGCCUAUGGGUAAUCAGAGUGUGGCAGCAGGCAUCAACACAAACAGUCACGUACCCUCCAAUCCAGGAAUAUGGAUGGCUGGUUGCAGACAAUGUGGUUUCGGUCGAGUGGGAUUCACCAACGCAUAUUGCAACAGUUACCAGCCGAGUUGCUGCAUUGACCAAAGGUUGUACCUGCAAAUUGGGUUGCAAGACCAAGAAAUGCAAAUGCCGGAAGAACAAUGGAAUAUGUACUCCUGGAUGCAAAUGUCACAACUGCCAUAAUACAGCCGAGACUAGCAGUGUGCUGGUCUAAACCAUGUCCAGGCUGUGACAGUGCAUUCAGGAACCACAGCCAGCAGCACAGAACUCGUCACAUUGGCCGUCUGUUAUGCAAGGACAUUUUAUUGAAUGGUAAAUUAAUUUUAUCUGGAAGAAUAAUACAAGACUCUCACGCGAAUCCCACCAAUCUGCAUGGAAGGCUACACUGCAGAACUGUGAUGUAAAUUCGCUAAGUAUGCCUUUUUCACAUAUAGAAUAACUGCUGCUUGACCAGCUUCUAAUCCAUUUUCACUUAGAAAAUGAUAUGCAAACUUUACAAUAGACAGAGUUCAAAGAUAUACAAAUUUCGCAUUUUGGAUUCUCAACAGUAUCACCCUAACCACAGGCGCACUCAAAGUAAAGAGAACAUAUUUCUCUAUCAUAUUAAAUUACCUUGGAUGCUUCUUUCUUCUUGUCAUGCCAUUUUCAACAAGGCAACACUUGUGCACGUAAAAAUACCCAAAAAACAAAUUUGAGAUUUCAUUUACUGCCAUCAGUUAUUCCAGGCAGGUAUGC